This is a messenger RNA of Spea bombifrons (plains spadefoot toad), 3052 nucleotides long. RefSeq names its product DnaJ heat shock protein family (Hsp40) member C14 (gene DNAJC14). The coding region runs from base 215 to 2368 and encodes 717 amino acids. The transcript is spliced from 7 exons. Lineage: Eukaryota; Metazoa; Chordata; Amphibia; Anura; Pelobatidae. The record is from RefSeq and is a predicted model, not a curated record. Gene Ontology annotation, molecular function: dopamine receptor binding.
CGAUCUGCGUCUGUCCCGGAAGUGAUGUUGGGCAGUAUGCUUCAGCUUGGCAACUGAGAGGAGAGGCCUUGGGAGGACGAUUAAUUUUGCCCCGCUGGUUGUGGAGUUUAAGGGGCAGCGUCUGCUUUACCUCCGGCGCGUUUGGGCUGGACCAAAGAAGACACGAUGAAUGCAAUAACUUAACAUCUGCCUCCUGCCCCCUUGAGGGUAAAAAAUGAUGGAAAAACAACUAGAGGGAGGUAUAGGAAAUGGUAGGAAUGCCUCCCCAGUCCAGCCUUGCACAGAAGAGAUACAAGAAAAAAGGGGGACACGUGUAUCUAUGCAAGGAAAUUGCCUCUUCAAAAAAAAGAAUGUAAGACUUUAUUCAGAACAGAAUGGCACAGGGAUAUCAGAACAGGCACCAGGGUGGGUUGAGAGUCAAGCUUCAUUUGUGGAUAAACACAGUUGCUUCCCUCAUUUAAACAGAAGUGAAGGAGAACUAACACCUGAACAGUCUGGUAAUGAGGAGGAUAUAUGGACUAAGGAGUUCCUUACUGAAGAGAAAGCUGGAAAUAUUCUAGCACCUGAUUUGAAUGAGAUCUUUGACCAUCAGCCAAUGCCAGACACUGCAAGCCAUGGACCACCAUCACCCUUUGAGCUUAACUGUGGAUGCACUACUAACACAGAUCCGUCUGGUGGCACAUACUCAGACAUUGGUGAUCAUACUUGUAGACGAGGCUGCCACCAUUUCUCUCCAUACCUGCAGCGUCCAUUGGAUGAGGAAAGAGAGGAAGAUGGAGAAAAUGGAAAGCAAAUGGAAGCUGAUGAUGAUUCUUGGAAGGGAGCAAGUGGAAGGAGGGGGGGUCGUAGAGGAAAAGCCCGUCCUAACCUAAGAGGGGAAUUGAGAAGGGAUGGCCGACAACCACAGCACUCUAGUGGCAAGCACAAAUUGGGUAGAAAGAAAAGCCAUGGUGAGGGCAGACACCAGCUGAAGACUCUGGUACCUCAGCCCUUGAUCCUUCUCUCAACUUCCUGUGUCCAGUUAAUUAUUGAUUUUGUGCGGUUGAUUGGAAAGUAUGUAGAGAUGCUAGGCAUGCUUCUUUACACCAGGGUGCUGCUGCCAGCUCGUGACCUUAAUCUUUUGAAAAUUCAGCUACAGACUUUUGGUUUGUGGACAUAUCUUCGGGCAAAGGACUCUUGGCACCUCACUUGCUGUUUUGGAUUAUGGCUUUUGCGUGUUCUGAAAAUGUUAUGUGCUCUACUUUUCCUUCUUCUAAUGCUCACUGUGGGUUGUGUCCGGCUGUGUUGGCAAUACGUUAAAAGAACCGUGAGUAGAGUAGAUGGAGACAAUCGUUGGGGUUCUUGGAUCUCCAUACAGUUGCAUAGAAUUUGGGCCUUAUUAACACAAAACAGGACCUCUAGUCGUUUGUUCAGCCAGUUUGGGAAAUGGAAGUCAAGAUUGUGGAAGUUUAGGACACACAAAGAACCCUCGUGGAGUUCAGCAGGAUUUCCAAACUCAGGUCGUUAUCAGCCUGGAGAGGAAGUGGAACGGCUCUUGACUCUGGCUGACAUCCCGGAGGAGGAGUUAAAUCCAUUUCAGGUCUUGGAUGUAGAUGUGAAGGCAUCGGACACAGAGCUCAAGAAAGCAUAUCGUCAGCUGGCUGUAUUAGUUCAUCCAGACAAGAAUAACCACCCUCGAGCUGAAGAAGCAUUCAAGGUAUUACGUGCAGCAUGGGACACCGUGAGCAACCCUGAGAAACGCAAGGAAUAUGAAAUGAAAAAGAUGUCAGAAAGUGAGCUUGCCAAGUCAAUGAAUGAGUUCCUCACUAAGCUGCAGGAUGACCUGAAAGAGGCUAUGAACAGCAUGAUGUGUAGCAAGUGUCAGGGAAAACACAGGAGAUUUGAAAUGGACCGGGAUCCUGCAAAUGCACGCUACUGCGCAGACUGUGGAAAGAUGCACCCAGCAGAGGAGGGAGACUUUUGGGCAGAAUCCAGUAUGCUUGGACUGAAAAUAACAUACUUUGCCAUGAUGCAAGGGAAAGUCUUUGACAUAACGGAAUGGGCAGGAUGCCAGCGAGUUGGAAUUUCACCAGAUACUCACCGUGUCCCCUAUCACAUCUCAUUUGGCUCAAGGAAUCCCACCAACCCAGCACGACGAAGGGCUCCCUCAGAAAGCAGUCCGACCUCUGUUGCUGAUCUGCAAAACAUCUUGAACAGAAUAUUCCAAGGGUCUCCAGGUCAGAUGCCCAACAGAGAUAUUUUCAACACUUCACAGCAGCCCCCACAGGGAGCACAAUCCCCCUCUGGACCACCUAAACCAGAAAGUGCUCCCAGAAGUGACACAAAAUCCAAACGUAAGAAGAAAGUCAGACGUCCGCUGCAGAGAUGAACCAGGACCUUGGCUUUAAUCCAGUGAGUGGCAAGUGGGUGAGCUACGGAUGUCACUUCUGCAGCCUGCAUUCUGAUCGACCAGGGCUUAUUAAUCAAAUCUCUGCAGUUUUUUUCUUCUCCCCUCCUUCACUUGUUUCAAAUCAGAUUGCAAAAGGUUGGACUAAGCUACCAAGGGCUUAAAAAAACAAAACUGGUUGAGCCAGUCUUCUUUUAUUUGCGAUACACCUUGCUUCUGUGAGGGACCAGCAAAAUUUCUAUCUAAACCCCUAUAACGUGAAAAGGAGAAUAUUUCCUUGCUUUCUAUAUAGUCCUUAUAAUCUCUUCAUACCAAAGAUGUACACCUUUUCUGGAUCUGAAAAAAAAACCAAGCUUAUGCAUGUGAGAUAUGACCACCAACCAUCCCAGCCGGGGAUCAGAUGCAACCUUGAAUGUAAAAUUAACUUCUACAUGGACGCAUCGAUCGUUUGUUGUGGGCUUGUGCUGCUUGUGGGUUUCCAGCUAGAGUGCGACUGUCUUUACACUCAGUUUAUAUCCUGCUUUUUCUUUAAUGGAUAUCAUUGGUCACAGAAUUAAGGUGAAAGAAGCUGGCCUUUUUGCCCAAGCACAUAAUGUGAGGCAAUGUCUGUGUCAGAACAGGCGUGUUUCCUUAUCAGCCCUUCAGCAUUCCCUUUCUUUGCAGUUU